CAACAGGGGCGAGAGGGAGAUGGAGAGAAAUGAGGUCUGAAAAGGACCAAAUGACCGCGGGCAAGGAGAAAAGCGUCGUGGAGAUACAGUUUAGAGACCUCCCCAGAGAGCAGGAGAACAUUCCCGGUAACCUGAAGCAGAAAGAAGAGAAAAAAGAGGUUUUUACGAAGGUGGUGAUUCGAAGGCUUCCACCUAACCUUUCAAAGGACCAACUAGAGGAGCAGCUCAGUCCGCUUCCCUCCUAUGAUUAUUUUGAGUUCUUUCCAGCCGAUCAAAGUCUUUACCCCCACCUGUUCUCCAGAGCAUAUAUCAACUUUAAAAACACAGAGGACAUCCUUCUGUUCAGGGACCGAUUCGAUGGCUACGUCUUCAUUGACAACAAGGGCCAAGAGUAUCCUGCAGUGGUGGAGUUUGCCCCCUUCCAGAAAAUCUCCAAGAAGAAACUAAAAAAGAAAGAUGCCAAAGCCGGGAGCAUUGAGGAAGACCCAGAAUAUAAGCGGUUCUUGGAGAAUUACUCCUGUGAUGAGGAGAAGUCAAUGGCCAACCCCGAGACUCUGCUGGGAGAGAUAGAGGCUAAGACCAGAGAGCUUAUAGCCAAACGGACAACACCACUGUUGGAGUACAUCAAAAAUAAGAAAAUUGAGAAACAGAGAAUACGGGAGGAGAAGAGAGAGGAGAGGAGAAGACGUGAGCUUGAGAAGAAACGGCAAAGGGAGGAGGAGAAGAGAAAGCGACGAGAGGAGGAGAGACGCAAACGAAAAGAGGCAGAGAAGCAAAAGAAACUGUCUGAUAAAGACAUUAAAAUCAAGCUCCUGAAGAAAAGUGACCGGGACGAUGACGUGGAUUCUGACCGAAUGAAGGACAAAAGUGACAUCGGGGAGACGGACAGAGGCAAAUGGGAAAAAGCUGGAGGACAGAUGAAGUCGAAGGACCCCAAAGAAAAAGGUCAGCCUGAGAGUGACAAGGAGCAGCGAGAGCAGCACGGCCGCAGACAGAGAGAUAAGGACCACCGCGGGAAAGACGAAGAGAGGAAACGACAGAGACACCACUAUGAGUUUGACAAGUUCAUGCGCCGCAAAGAUGAGACCAAAUGGGGGAAGGGCUACUGUCAGGACCGGGCCAAGAAAGAGGGGCACCAUCACGGCUACUCUUACUGUCCCGACAGCGGAGACAAACUGGGGAAGGAGGACAGGGACGACCUGGGUAACAGGAAGGAACGCCUCCGAAACAAGGUGAGCGAGAAGGACCGUCCCGCCAUGCAGCUCUACCAGCCCGGCGCACGCAACAGGAAGCGCAUGAGCUCAGCAGGCAAAGGCUACGACUGCAUCCCUGUGGGCCACUCACCCGAACCCGGGACGGAGCACUGCUUCGAGGCCGUCACCGUGGCAACGGGGCUGGAGAAGGGGUUCGAGAAAAGCAAGGAUGAGCAGUGAGCAGUGUGGAUGUUUAUAGAAAACACAGAUGAAUUAUUCAGCCUGCGUUGAUGGUGAGGGGUUAUCAGUGAGCUUUUAAGAAUAAUUUAGGGAGAAAUGCACUUCAAAAGCAGCUUUAUUCAUUAGAUGUAACAGAGUUCAGAGCUUUGGAUGCUGGUUAAUGUUUUUGUUUAGCUGGAGCACGAACAUUAAAUAUUUUAACUGCCUCACUGUUUAGUAUUCAAAGAAUUCUUGGAAAAAAGAAAGAAAAAUACUGAAAACAGAGGCAAAUAAUGAUAGUUAUGAUAGCACAACAGUCAGUGUCAGGCAGUCCAGUGUCAUUCCUUUUCAUGUUUUUGAAGUGUGUCCCUUUAAGAGGCAGCUCACCUGUCGUAUCCAUCAGCUGUUAUCUGGUCGAACGGGACCUCGUCCUCUGCAGCAGAUCUUGUUACUGAGCCUUUGUAGACUCCACUGAACCUGGAUGUUUUUAAUAAUCGUAUAGAUUUUAUGAAAAUGACGAAUAACGUAAGUUACAAAUAAUGGAUGUAGAAACUUUUGCAGAUGAAAUCCUGUGUGUAUCUUCGUGUGUGACGGUGAGCGAAUGAGAGACAAGAAGAGUUAUUAUUGAUGAAGCAGACAAUUCUUUGGAUCUUUUUCCUAGUUUUGAUGCAUCUCAUUACAUUUGGUCCAUCUCAUUCUAAGGUGUCAUUAGGGUUGCAGCGAUAUGGCAGUUUCAAGGUAUACCGUGGUAUGAAAAUUGACGGUUAUCAUGCGGUGUACGUUUGCUUAUCCACGGUAUUGAAAAAAGAAAGGAAAUAAAACCUCACCUUUAUUUUAGUUAUUUAAAAUAAUUAGACCUUUUACACAUACUUUUAUUUCAAAUAUAAUCUCUAGUUACGAUAUUAUGCUCAUCGUUUAACCCUCAUGCCGUUGCAACCCUUGGCGUCAUACAACAGAGAUGAGAAUUUCUGAUCACCCAUGAGCCAAGAAGAACACCUUCUCUACAUUUCUGUAAAGCAUUUUGUAGGAAUAAAGUUGCAAAGUAUGACGCCGAUAAGAGAGAGCAAUUAAUUUUCUAUGCCAUGUGCAUGAUUUUCUAUUAAUUAUACCGACGUAAUGUACAUGAGAGCCACAAAUGUUGAUCCUGUCUGUUUAACAAGCCUUAUAUUAUUUUUACACACAACACAGCAUUUGUCUAUCAUACCUCUUGUAUCAUUUUUUUCCUUUAAGUUCUCAGAAAAUAAAGCUCUUGUACCGUUAGAAGAGACUAAAUCAGUGUUUCCGUCAUUCUGGUAGUUCUUUGACAGUUUGGGUGAGGCAGCAUUUGUCAGCAGCACUGCUCAUAAUGCACAUGUACAAAUGCCAGAUAUGAAUCAGUUACAGCCUGCAAUAUAUGAAUAAACAGCAGUGUUAGCACACGUGGGUGUAGACAUGCCUAGUUGUUUCGUUAGUGAUAUUAAAGGCAGUUUAUAGAAAGCUACACCAGGGUGUAAAUAUAGACAGUGCAGGAAGUGCAGUUGCAUGGCAUGGUCCCUAAAGGGAAAGGGAAAUAUGUCUGUGUUUAAGUCUUUGAAAUCUGGAGC
This is a messenger RNA of Plectropomus leopardus (leopard coralgrouper), 2995 nucleotides long. It is a transcript of the gene upf3a, whose product is annotated as UPF3A regulator of nonsense mediated mRNA decay. Gene Ontology annotation, biological process: positive regulation of translation; nuclear-transcribed mRNA catabolic process, nonsense-mediated decay. Lineage: Eukaryota; Metazoa; Chordata; Actinopteri; Perciformes; Serranidae. Gene Ontology annotation, cellular component: cytoplasm; nucleolus. The record is from RefSeq and is a predicted model, not a curated record. Gene Ontology annotation, molecular function: telomeric repeat DNA binding.